This is a messenger RNA of Dioszegia hungarica, 1263 nucleotides long. RefSeq names its product acyl-CoA dehydrogenase/oxidase. Gene Ontology annotation, cellular component: mitochondrion. Gene Ontology annotation, molecular function: flavin adenine dinucleotide binding; medium-chain fatty acyl-CoA dehydrogenase activity. The record is from RefSeq and is a predicted model, not a curated record. Lineage: Eukaryota; Fungi; Basidiomycota; Tremellomycetes; Tremellales; Bulleribasidiaceae. Gene Ontology annotation, biological process: medium-chain fatty acid catabolic process; fatty acid beta-oxidation. Bases 1 to 1263 code for a protein of 420 amino acids. The transcript is spliced from 12 exons.
AUGGCAGCUCGAUCCUCAAUCCUCAAGUCCACUCGGUCGGUGGCGACCGGUUCGCGAUCCGUGUUGGCUCGUCGAUCGUACGCAACGCCUGCUACUGGCACCACUGUAAGCUUCGGGCUCAGCGAUGACCAACGGGCAAUUCAAGAGUUGGCGCAGAACUUCACACGAGAGACGAUCAUGCCGGUAGCGGCAGAGUACGACCGAACCAUGGCGUACCCAUGGCCUGUGUUGAAAGAGGCGCACCGAUUGGGUCUGAUGAACACCCACGUUCCUGCUGAAUAUGGUGGACCCGAGUUGCCAUUGAUGGACUGCGCUCUGAUAUCCGAGGCGGUCGCCUAUGGAUGUACCGGAAUCCAAACAGCUAUGGAAGCGAAUGGACUGGCAGAAGCACCGCUCAUUGUCGCCGCCUCCCACGAGACCAAGAUGAAGUACUUGGGGCGCAUGUCUGAGGAGCCUCUGAUGGCCUCUUACUGUGUGACUGAGCCGGGAGCGGGAUCGGAUGUGGCGAACAUCAAGACUAAGGCGGAAAAGAAGGGCGAUCAGUGGGUGAUCAACGGAAGCAAGAUGUGUACAAACUCAGGCCAUGCCAACUGGUUCUUCGUCCUCGCUGUGACUGAUGCCGCUGCUUCCCCAUCCAAGCGUAUGACAGGCUUUGUCGUCGACGCCGACACUCCCGGAAUCACGCUCGGCAAGAAGGAGGUCAACAUGGGUCAGCGCGCUAGUGAUACCCGCAUGGUCACUUUCCAGGAUGUCGUCGUUCCCGCCGAGAACGUGCUCGGAUCUCCAGGAGAGGGGUUCAAGAUCGCUAUGAAGGCAUUCGAUAUCACUCGUCCUCUUGUGGCUGCCGCGGCCACCGGUCUCGCUCAGCGGGCGCUGGAAGAGGCGGUCAAGUAUGCACAGGACCGAAAGACUAUGGGUCAGGCUAUCAUCAACCACCAGGGAGUGGCAUUCUUGCUCGCGGAUAUGGCGAUCGCCGCAGAGGCUGCUCGGGCGCUGGUCUGGAAGGCGGCGUGGGCCAAGGACGCUGGGGAGCGGAACACCUUCUACGCGUCCAUGGCCAAAGCAUUCGCGGGUAAGGCUGCGGUCGAUAACGCCAACAACGCCGUCCAGGUGUUUGGCGGCGCGGGGUACUCGUCCGAGCUGCCAGUGGAGAAGCUGUAUCGUGACAGCAAGAUCUUUGAGAUUUGUGAGUACAGCGUUGGAACCGCACAGAUCCAGCGAUUGAUCGUUUCCCGCCAUUUGAGCUCCUUAUACCCUGCAUAG